Messenger RNA from Pristis pectinata (smalltooth sawfish), 910 nucleotides. RefSeq lists its product as uncharacterized. The transcript is spliced from 3 exons. Bases 1 to 867 code for a protein of 288 amino acids. NCBI's taxonomy places the organism in Eukaryota, Metazoa, Chordata, Chondrichthyes, Rhinopristiformes, Pristidae. The record is from RefSeq and is a predicted model, not a curated record.
AUGGCUGCAGGAAAUAAGGACUGGAAAUUAUGCGUCACAGGGUGGAACGCGUUUAGCUUUUCGGUGAUUUCCACUGACAUUCGUGAGAAGAAGCUUCCUGACUUCACCUACGUCCGGUCCAGCUCAAAUGACACGUCCCGUCUCCCUCGUUCUGGACACGGCCGACAAGUGAAAAGAAUUUCCCUCUCCCUGCCCUGGAAAUCUCUUCAGUGCCUGAGAGGCGGCACACAGGACUGGAUUCCCCACGCCGCCCAGCCUCACACUGAUCAUCAGGCGGCUUCCACAGCAGCGGUUCGUCCACAAGGUCGGUUCAGCCGGUUGGCAGGAAGCCAUUGCAUCAUUGUCCGUCCAGGACGCUCACGGAGGCGCCCCGCACCCAGGGACAACCACAUCCAAUCAGCGAUACCGCUGGGGAGCUGUCCCGGCUCUGAUUGGUCGGGGACUGAUCCCCGCCCAGUGAGUGGGCGGGACGCUAAGCGCCUGGUGCGGAGGGCGGGCCGGGGUUUGGAACAGGGAGCGAGUGGGCCCGGGGAGAGGCCGCAGAUCGGGAGCUGCAGCUCGGGCAAAGGCUGCGACACCGGCCGGGGCCGCGAAACCUUUCCGUGCCGGGGGUGCAGAGACUGUGGCGGAGAUUCCGUCAGAUCUCUCAGCUACACGGAGGGUGAGCGGCCUUUCCCCGCCGUGGAUCGGGGCCUGUUGUCUGCAGCUGCUCCUGAACCCGCCUCCUGCUGCUGGGAGCCGGGAGCUGCACCGCAGCGGCUGCUGAUGGCGUCUCUGGGCCUCUCACCGCUCCCCUGUGGGAUCCGACAGGCUGAAGGCCGAGUGAGAACAAGACGCAAAGUUGGUUCAUCGUUGUUCGUGCCCUGAAUUCCGAGAAACCGUCAAUCCAACUCAUGGAUGUGAGGAAGUU